Prorocentrum cordatum is the source of this 2447-nucleotide messenger RNA. The record is from the annotation of a GenBank genome assembly. Lineage: Eukaryota; Dinophyceae; Prorocentrales; Prorocentraceae.
GGGCCCGAGGCGCUCGCUCAGGCGAGCCGCGCUGCUCGUGGAGCGCAGGAUCCAGACCGCGAUGCGAUGCUGAACGCCACUGAGUAUUGCACGCGGGCGGCUCUCGGCAGCAACAUUCGGAGGCUCAACGGAGAGAUAGCGUUGGAGCAAGACCAGGCCAAAGCAGACGAGUUCCGGAGGCACCGCGACACCGCCAUUGCGCGGUGCCGCGCUGACUUCGCCGCGGGGCCCGGCGCGAAUUUUUCGAAGAAGAAGAAGUUGAAGAGCACGAUCCGUGCUGAGAUCCAUCGAAUGGCCACUGGUGCCUCGCGAGCCGCAAAGCACCGUGAGGCCACAGCGACCAGCGCGACCAGCGCGGCCAAGGUCAAGCGAGCUGCGAAGCGACAGUGGGCGUGGGGGGCGGAACAGACUGGGAGACGCCAGGGCGCGAGCGGGUCUGCCUUGGCACCUAGCCGCGGCUUGUCGGAGCCGCCGCGGGGGCAGCGCGAGAGCCGGCCGCCGCGGGGGCAGCCCGGGGGCCAGCUGCCGCGGAGCGGCAGCUACCCUGACCUGAAAGUCCCGCUGGGGGACAAGACUGGCGACGCGGUCUUCAGCCUGAAGCAGCGAGCAGAGGCCGAGCGGGGGCGCGUCGACGUCGGAGUCGAUUCGCGCGCAGCCACCAGCUGUAUCCCUGAGGACAACGCAGCCAGCUGGCCGCUGCUCAGGAGCACGGGGCCACCACCUACACGAGCGCUGCCCGAUAUCCGGUGGAGGUGCUCGGCGCACGCAAGCCGCUGGCGCGGUUCCAAACACUCGUCGCUCGCAUGCAAGCCGUUGGUGCUCGCCGCUCGCAAGCCGCAAGACGACUCCCAACGCUCUGUGACUCUGAGGGCGCUUUGUCCGCUGCGCAUGUCUCUGUUCGCCUUCAGCGAGCUGAUCACGUCCUGCAAGGUUGCGUUCGACGCUGAGGAGCACGGCGGCUCGCGCAUGGAGAACAGUGGGACCGGCAGCAAUAUCCAGAUCUAUCAACGCAACGGUGUCUUCGUCAUCCCGGUCUGUCUCAAGGUGAAACCGCCCGCGAAGAUGAUUGCAGCUCAGUGGGGGGAUCGGCUGGAGACCGACCCUUUCACGGGGCUGCCUCUGAAGGCGCAAGGCCAGCCCCGCCCCCCGAUGGUCGACGAGGCGCCGCUGCAGCCCGCGGAGGAGUCCGAGAGUUUGGCGCGCGAGCCUCGCGACCCGGAGGAGGACGCCGAGUCUGACCAGGAGAUUGCAAUCGCGGCCGUCAUCCGCGCCGCCAAGAACGCGCGGGCGGGGGAGCUCACCCCUGAGGCCGCUCCGAAGGAAUCCCAUGAGAAGUCCAACGGCGCGGCCGAAGUGACCGCGCAGCAGGUUCGCGGCUUGGCCCGGGCCCCCAAGGAGCAGCUUGAGGACAAUGCGGGCGACGAGCUUCCCCGGAAGCAUCCGGCGCUUGCUUGGUUGACCGGGCAUAAGCUGGAGAGCCGAUGGGCCCCGGGGGUCUAUCACGGGAUCCGGCGAAAGACGUCGGAGAAACUCGCUGGAACAGUUGGGCGCGCUUACGCGGCGCAGUCGGUCCGGGGGAGGCCGCGGGGCGAGGCUCGGGGCAAGGCCCUGCUGCUGUCUAUCAGAGGGGCGCCGCGGCCGCCGAAUCCGAGGGCGUCCGAUGCCGCGGAACUGCCGCCGCUGAUCGAACUGGCACCAGAGCUGCCCGAUGUGCCGACCGGGCCCGCCGCAGCCCCCAUGAGAAAGGGUGGGCAGAGGCGUCUCUACAUCACCAAUAGCGAUGUGCAUGGCCCGCGGAUUGCCACGCAGCCGGAUGCCCAGCGCGCGACGCGACUCGACUGGGCGCGCGAGGCGCAGGCACCGAUGGAAGCGGAACGCGUUUCCACCGAGCGCUCAGCAGAGGGCGCCGCUUCGGCCCUCGCCCCGAGCGCCGCCCCUGCGUCGCCCGACGCCGACGCGCCCAUGCCAGACGCACGUAAGAGGCGCGCUGGCGAAGGGGCGCCUCCUGACGCCUCCGGUGACCCAUGCGGAAGCCUUAUGGGCCUGGGCGGUCUCGAUGCCGAAGGGGAGCGCUUCGGGCGCUUGGAGAGGGCGCGAAAAUGCGUCAUUGCCGCCAUCGCAAAGAACGCCCUGGACACAGGCAACCCCCGCCCAGUUUGCGAGGAACCUGGGCCCUGGGAUCGCGACGGCGCCUCCGACGCUUGGGAUCGUGAUUCCUGUUGGGAGCUCUUCUAUGACGACGUCUCCGGCAAGCUUUUCGGCCCCGCCAUGGUCCAGGAGGCAAGGGCGUCCGAGAUCCAGUUCGUUGACGACGCGAGGGCCGUCAUUGCAUUGAGCUCCGGGGAGGCCGAGUACCAUGGCCUCGUCGCUGGGUGCUCCGAGGGACUCGGUGACCAGAGCACGGCGAAAUAUGUCGGUGCUUAUACAACCGCCUUGCGGGCGAUAAG